AUGUUAUCAUCAUCUCAAGCAGAUCCAUUAUUAGUAGCAGUUACAAAAGAACUGAUAUAUUAUGGCUAUUCAUUUAUGUUAAUUUUUGGUAAUAUUGGUAAUGGUCUCAAUGUAGUUCUUUUUCUUCGAAAAAAAUUACGAACAACAUCCUGCAAUAACUCUUCAGCAUUUUCUAAUUUGAUUGCACUGAAUGUUUCCAUUGUACCAUUACUCUACAUGGAAAGCCAACAGAUCGAAGAAACACUAUUAUUUUGCAGACUACAAGGCUAUAUCAUGAAUGCUGCCCUUCAAAUGUCUCGUUAUUUAAUUCUCAUGGCAUCAUUUGAUCGAUUUGCUCUCUGUUCAACAAAUGCUUAUCUUCGAAAAUUUUGUAAUGUACAUAUUGCUCGUCGAUAUAUAAUUCCUUCUAUUAUUCUUAUUUGGCUUAUUAUUUCUCUUCAUGUACCGAUUUGGAUAACUUUUGAAGACAAUGUUUGUGGAUUCAUCGGAUUAGUAGCAAAAUAUGAAAUUAUUUAUAGUAUUAUUAUGAUUGGUAUAAUACCACCUGGUCUCAUGUUUCUGUUUUCUUUAUUAAUAUUUCGUAAUCUUAAAUUACGACAACGUCGUCGACAAAUUCAUCCAUUUAUUAUUGGAAAUUCAAUUCCACCGAUAAACAGAAAUCGAUAUGCACAAAUAAGAGAUCAACAUGUUUUAGCAAUGUUACUCGUACAAGUUUUUGCUUAUGUUGUUUCAAGUACUCCAUAUACAGUAUCUAUGUUUUAUGUUGUUUUAACUACGAAUCAUGAUAUCAAUACAUCACAUGAAUAUGAAUCAAUUAUAACAUUCAUUGUAUAUAUCACCAAUAUGCUUCGUUUUAUUUGUCCAUUUAUUUCGUUCUAUUUAUUUAUACUUGUUUCACGAUUAUAUCGAAGAGAAAUGGUAUUAAUAGUAUCAAGUGUUUAUCGUCAAUGCAUUUUUUUUUGGAAAAAAACUGAGGAUAACAUUCAUCAUCGUCAUAAUGGAACUUUUACGCGACAUGUCAGCCCAAUUACAGGUAUUAACCAUCAGCAAUAG
Rotaria sp. Silwood2 is the source of this 1053-nucleotide messenger RNA. Lineage: Eukaryota; Metazoa; Rotifera; Eurotatoria; Philodinida; Philodinidae. The record is from the annotation of a GenBank genome assembly.